Messenger RNA from Diversispora eburnea, 641 nucleotides. The record is from the annotation of a GenBank genome assembly. NCBI's taxonomy places the organism in Eukaryota, Fungi, Glomeromycota, Glomeromycetes, Diversisporales, Diversisporaceae.
AAGAUAAGGAAAUGGAUGAUUUUCUGAUUUGUAAAGAAAAGGAAAGAGUUAGUAAUAUGAUGAGGGAGAAAAAUAGGGAAAAUAAGCUUCAACGUACCAUUUCUUCUGAAAUAAAUUCUACAACUGAAAUUUCCCAUAGCCAAAAAAUAAUCCAAUCGGAACCUGAAACAUUCGAUGAAUCAGAGAAAAUAACCAUAUCGGAAGUAAAGAAAAUUCCCUAUAACCAAAAAGUGGAGCAAGGUUUGAGGCUUGAAUUAUCCAUUUGCGUCAAAAACGAUAGUAACAAAACUAAUGAUGUAAUUGAUAUACAGAUUCCUGAAUUCUCUAUAGAAGCGAUUCUAACAGGAUCUAGUGAAGUUACAGCAGAAAAUAUAGCUGAUUUAUUUAACAUUGCUAUGAAGACUAGACAAAAGGAGAUUUUAUGCUGGUACUGUUAUUAUAAAGCGUACGAGGAUAGAGUUAGAAAUAUUAGGACUAUGGAUAAAAUUGAUGACAAAUCUGCAAGAACAUUGGUAUAUAAUGAAAUCAAAUCACUUUUACCUGAUGUUACUGAUACAACUACUAUGAAUGAAAACCGAAAAGUAAUCUCCGUUCCAAAUUGGAACGCACACGUGACUGAACAAACUUUACCAGAAACCGAG